CCGUUAUGGACACAACUUUUCUCCGGAGCUCCGCGCUGCCGCCGCCGCUGCUGCCGUCCCUCGUUCCGCCCGCCGCCUGGACAUGGAUACCCGAUGGGGAUAAGCGCCGCCCGACUUCUCCCAGAGUUUAACCUUUUAUUUUUGUUUUGUUGCUGCCGGAGGACGGAGAAGGAGGGGAAAAUGCCAGUUGCGACUCUUCUACCUUUCACCGCGACCCCGAAUCGGAAGUCCGCCAGCCCGACUUCUUUCAGGCUGACGGAGAAAUUCAUCUUGUUAUUGGUGUUCAGCGCCUUCAUCACGCUGUGUUUCGGAGCUAUCUUCUUCCUGCCGGACUCCUCCAAGCUGCUCAGCGGAGUUUUCUUCCACUCCUCCGCGGUGGAGACCAACACCCGCACCGGUCCCGACAGCAGCGACUCGGGUUCGGCCGGCAGCGAGGACCGGAUCCUGGCCAAGAUCCGGAAGGACCACGAGAAAGCUCUGCUGGAGGCCAAGGAUACUCUACAGAAACGGACCGACGAGAUCCAGGACGACAUCCUCAAAGACAAGGAGAAAGUUAUAAAGGAGGCUAUGGGUCAAGGUGGGAACGACAUCAAUAAUUUACCCUUCGUUGAGUACCGUCGGCCGCCGGGAGCCACGGGACACGAACCCCUGGACCCCGAAACCAGGGAGCGGCGGGCCAAAGUCAAAGAGAUGAUGAAGCAUGCGUGGGAUGGCUACAGACGCUACGCCUGGGGCUCCAAUGAGCUCCGGCCUGUCUCCAAGCAAGGCCACUCCAGCAAUCUAUUUGGCAGCAUAAAGGGAGCGACCAUCGUGGACGCUCUGGACACGCUCUACAUCAUGGAGAUGUUCGAGGAGUUCGACGCCGCCACGGACUGGGUGGAGAAGAACCUGGACUUCAACGUGAACUCCAGGGUGUCGGUGUUCGAGGUGAACAUCCGGUUCGUGGGAGGCCUGCUGUCCGCCUACUACCUGUCUGGGAAGGAGGUUUUCCGUCGGAAGGCGGUGGAGUUGGGAGAGAAGCUGCUUCCUGCCUUCAAGACGCCCACCGGGAUCCCCUGGGCGCUGCUCAACCUCAAGAGUGGGAUCGGCAGGAAACUGGCCCUGGGCGCGGGCUGCAGCAGCAUCCUGGCCGAGUACGGCACCCUGCACCUGGAGUUCAUCCACCUCAGCAGGCUGUCAGGAAACCCUGAGUUUGGUCAGAAGGUCAUGAACAUCCGGAAAGUGCUGAACCGUCUGGACAAACCUCAGGGUUUGUACCCCAACUACCUGAACCCCAACAGCGGCCAGUGGGGCCAACAUCAUGUGUCUGUGGGCGGCCUAGGUGACAGUUUCUAUGAGUACCUGCUGAAGGCCUGGCUGAUGUCUGACAAGACUGACGAGGAGGGAAAGAAGAUGUACUACGAUGCCCUGCAGGCCAUCGAGACCAACCUGAUGAGGAAGUCGAGCGGCGGCCUGACCUACAUCGCCGAGUGGAAGGGGGGGCUGCUGGAGCACAAGAUGGGCCACCUGACCUGCUUCGCCGGCGGCAUGAUCGCCCUGGGAGCCGACGGAGCGCCCGCCGACAAGACGGGCCACCAGAUGGAGCAGGCGGCCGAGAUCGCGCGCACGUGCCACGAGUCGUACGCCAGGACGGCUCUGAAGCUCGGACCCGAGGCCUUCCGCUUCGACGGCGGGGUGGAGGCCAUCGCCACCCGGCAGAACGAGAAGUACUUCAUCCUCCGGCCCGAGGUCAUCGAGACCUACAUGUACAUGUGGAGGUUCACGCACGACCCCAAAUACAGGGAGUGGGGCUGGGAGGCCGUCCAGGCUCUGGAGCGGCACUGUAAGCUGGAGGGAGGCUACAGCGGCGUCAGGGACGUCUACGCCUCCACCCCCAACCACGACGACGUGCAGCAGAGCUUCUACUUAGCCGAGACGCUCAAGUAUCUCUACCUGCUCUUCUCCGACGACGACCACCUGGCGUUCGACCACUGGGUCUUCAACACCGAGGCUCACCCGCUGCCGGUCAUCAGGAGGGACAAGACAGAAGCAAAACCCAACCAGGUGGAGUAGAGCGUCUCCCUGCUCCGACGCCUCCAACAAUAAGGAAACUGAUCAAGAAAAUAAAGAAAAGAAAAACCCGAGUGCGAGAACCUGUGAUCCUGUAUAUCUGAGCCCGCCGCCGCCGCCAGACGCCUCUCGGUCGGAUCCCGCCGGACUUCUCGCUGUUCGAUUCCAGUUUUAUUCCCCAAUCUUCAGCUCUGGUCGGAGUCCAGACGUUAAAGACCACAAGCAACGGAUUCACCGCGGGCUCAUGUGAAGGCUCGUGGCCAAACGUUCCCUGCAGGAAAUCCCACCGGACCCCACAUCCUGCGUCACGGUUCGAUUCCCCCCGCUCCGCCGGAGGAGCCACGAGACCGGCCUCUUGCAACGUUGGCUCCACGGCAAUGGGUUUACGUGUGUUUUCUACCAAGGAGAGAACCGGCGGAACGUCCUGACGUGGAUCUGGUGGACCUAAAUGAUCUGGAUCUGGUGGAUCUCUGGGAUCUGAUGGACCUGUGUGAUCAGGAUCUGGUGGACCUGUGUGAUCAGGAUCUGGUGGGUCUCUGAUUGACCUGUGUGAUCUGGAUCUGGUGGAUCUCUGGGAUCUGGUGGACCUGUGUGAUCUGGAUCCGGUGGGUCUCUGUGAUCUGGAUCUGGUGGACCCGGGCAGAAUCCGGCUCUCUUCCUGCUGGAGCAGCGCUCCACCUGCCACCCGUUUCACCUCCUCCACCUUUUCCCGGAGCGUCGUCUUCUGUGUUUUUUUUUUUUUCCCCAGGAGGCUUCACCACUCCCGACACCUUCUCCUCUGUUUUUGAUCGUUUUUCUCCGUUUUUGUCAAUAAAAUUGCAGAUUUUUGAAUCAAAUUCAAAUUUUUUUUUGUUUUGAAAAUUCACCAACAACUACAAGGUUAAGAAUUUCAACUGAAUAUAAGUUUGGUGAUUUUUUUUUUUUUUUUAAUUUAAGUGUGAUUGUUGAGGAAAAGACUAAAUUUGUUGGAAAGAGUGCAAAAAAAUGUGAUUAUUUCCUUUUUCUUUGCUUUGUUUUGUCUCAGCCAUUCUCUGAUUUUUCCUUUUUGGACUCUCGUCGUCUGAAACGGAAACUUUGACUCGAUUCUUGAAGUUUAUGUUUUGAAAAAUGAACAAACGCCUUCAGGAAGAGGUUUUUUCUUUCCACACAGUCAAUAUUCUCCACCAGGAGACGCUGAACGGACCAUAGAUCCGACCGGUGGCGCCCGUCUCCACUGUGACAUCACUUCCUGUCUCUGGCUCCGCCCCCUCUGUGAGGAGACCCUCCACUUUACUGUAACACAACACAAAACACACAUGCAGACACACACACACACACACACACACACACACACACACACACACACACACACACACACACAGAGGAAGCCAUACUGAUUCAACACAGCCUUCCAACAGUACCGUCAGUGUUUCUCUUCUGUCAUCCUCCAACACACACACACACACACACACACACACACACACACACACACACACACACACACACACAGGUGUAGUUCCACAGUUUGUCCUCAGUGUGGCGCUCACCGCGGUUGAUUCGGCAGACGUGUAGCUCCAUUAAAUCCAGUUUAGUCUUCGAUCUAGUGCCUUCACGGUCGGGAAACAGGAGGGAGAAGCAGCACACACACACACACGCACACACACACACACACGUCUCUGAAUGUUUCCGGAAGCUUCGGCUCACUCGAGCCUCAUUUUAUGAAUAAAAAAUGAAAUGUGUGUUUGAGAUCUUCCUCCUGAAUCAGUCGAGCUGGGCUGGUUUUUCCGUUUGCCUCCACUGACAUCUAGUGGCGAGAGCAGGUUAUUACAGUCCACAGCAGAACCAGGCCGGUCAGAACACACACACUUCUGUUCAGGAGAAACCAAACGGUUGUAUCAGUCUUCAGAAGAAGCGAUUUCCUCACUCUGCACUGCAAGCAGCAGAGUUUUUCUCCGUCUCGCCGGGUUUCCAUCACUUUUCCAACUUUCCUUCUGUUUAUUGGUGACAGAUGUCGGUCGGAGAGUCGUUAAAAGUCUCUGAAUAAAACAUUUGGAGUCAUUCAUUUGAGGCGUUUUCACACCGAGUGGCUGAGUUGAGUUGAUAAGAAGUUUGAUUUGAUGAGUUUCGUCUUUUCUGAUUUGCAGAUGUGUCCAAAAAGAAAAAAAAAAAAAAACUCAAAUCCUUUUGACUGAAUUACUGAGUUUUCAUACGGCGACAGCUCACAUCCCAGACGGUUCGUAACGGUUUCAUUUAAUAACCAGCAAACCGACAGAGGCGGCCUGGCUCGUAGUGUGGAAAUCACAAUAAUCCUUUUUACGUUAUCGAUGGCUGAAGAACCUUUCCAACUUCAUUUCAACCUCUGUCACGACUGACUUCACAAACUGACCAUCGAUCUUUGACUGAUGCUGUUUCAUUAGCUAACAGGCUAGCUAGUUCAGUUAAAUGCUAAGUUUGAACGUGUCCAGAGCAGCAGGGUCUUCAGUCAGAUCGCUGGACACAGCUGCUCGAUGGACUCAAAACGCAAAUCAUCUCAUUUCCUCCAAACGUCUGAAUCUGGUCAGAAAAGACCGAAUCAGAGCCACUCUGUCGGGUUUUUCCUUUUACGUUUUCAGUUCUCCCUCUGCUGAUUCCACGCAGUUCCUCCUUGGAUCUGAUUUCUGAAAGUUAAAAACCAAAAAGCGGGAUCCUCCUCCUCUCUCUUCUUACAUAUCAGUCUGUCCGCUUUCCUCUCCGAGCUGAACUCUUCGCACCGCCGACGGCGUUCCUUCGUUCCGUCGGUUUAGUUUAUCGUCGACGUGUUGAUUUUUUUUAGCUGAUUGUGUUAAUUUAUUGUGUACUGGUUCAUUCGGGGAGGUCGAUCUGCCAAAACCAGUCAGAGUUCCUGUAACUUCAGUCUCGGCGAGGUUUCACUGGGAUCGAGCGGUUUUUACGGUGCAGUCCGGUACUUUUACAGCGGUUUCAGUCAUUUUGGCAGAACGGGACGAGGAACCACCUGGGAGAACCUCGGAGAGUUUAGGAAAUGUCUGAAUGUACCAUCCAAUGUGACGUGAAGAAUAUUUGUGUUUUUUUUUUGUUUGUUUGUUUUUUUCUUUUUCUUUUUGUCUUUGUUCACUUCUUUUUGAAGUUUGAUUUAAUAGUUUUUCUGUUUCUGGGAAAGCACAAACAUUUAGCAUGGUUAAAGAACCGAAUUCUGCUCGCUUGCUGAAAGGUUUCCCCAGUUUCCUUCCAAUUUCAAACAUUCUUGGUCAUAUUUUAGUGAAUCUGGAUUAGCUUUGUCAAGCGUUCCACUGCCCUCUUUGGGUCAAGGCGAACUCCUGGAAACUAACCCCGAUAGCAGCCGUGCAGAAUUCAGCGUCUUGCCAGUCACUGAAAUAGGAAAUUAUCCUAAACAGCAAACAUGAUGUUCAAUUGUUUUCUGUGUAUUUCUGAGGAUGUGACACACAAACAAGGAAAUGGCGUUAAAAAUGGAAAAAAGAAAACAUGCCACACUUUCAUUGUCGCCAUAUCAGCACAUUCUGAGAAAUAGUACUUUUUAAUUGGAAAAAUAUGGACAAUAUUUAGAUUAAAAGGCGACACGCCCUGAUAUCUGUGUCGGCAGUUUUUCUAGAGGUGUGAGGAGCCGAAAGUGUUUUUACUCCGUCUUAAGAGAGAGAGAGUGAAUGGCUGCUACGAUAAGGACAGGAGCUCAGGUACAGCUUCAGCCUCGGAUGAAGGCGUUAGCCGCCAAGCUAGCACCUGGAAACAUUUUACAGACAUUUCACCCAAUCGCAGAAAAUUCAACAAUUAGCAAAAUUCUUCUAAAUGAUUUCAAGUUUGUAAAGUUUUAAAGUCGCUCUGUGAUACAUUUGAUUCUUCUAAGUCACUUCAUUGAGGUUUUUUUGGGUGAAGCUCUGAUGCUAGCUUGGAGGCUAACUUCAUUAGCUGUCUAAACAAAGUCGUCUGUCUCUCUAAUGGACAGGAUUGACCCAACACGCCAUCACAGAUCCAGCUACUGGAGAAUCAAACUCCUUUCUGCUCCUGACAUCUCUAGAAAAGCUGUGAGCACAAAAAUCUCAGAGGUUAUGAAAUUAAAACUCUUCAGCCUCUUCUACAUGGAGCUGAACCAAAGAAGUCAUUUAGUUUUCACUCAGUAUAUUUAAAAAAAAAAAAAAAAUUUUAGUUGCAGGUUUAAUGUUUUCGGAUUAGGAUCUUAAUUUUUUUUUUUUCUCACAUUUGAAUCUUGUUUUUGGUUUUAGUUUUUUUUUUUCCACUUUCAAAACUUUUUCACUUUCAGAUCACUGUUUUUGUUUCAGACUCUUUUAAAUUAUUUUAUCAAAAUACUUUCAGACCUUAAUCAAAAGUGUUUUAAUCCAAAAAAAAUUGAAUGCAUUUAUUUUUAUUUUGAAAACUGUUUUUUUUUUCUUUUUUUUUUUUCAAUUCAAGAUCAAACUUUCAUAUUGAAAAAAAUUAAUAUGAUUUCAAACAUUUUUAAUUAACCAACCUUUUGGGUUUGAUUCAGCUCCAUACUUCCAGCCUUCAGUUGAGUUUUCUCUUUUAGAAAAUUUUCUGUGAUCACUACAGAUUGAGUUCAGAAAAAAAAUGAACCAACUCUGUCAAAUGAAAACAUUUCCUGUUUAAAACAAUGUGUUAGACCAAGAGAGGCUCUGUAGUUUGAUUAGUGAUUGCACCUCCUUAUGAGUAAAAUACGUUUUCCUUUGAGAAUAUUCGAAUUAAUGACACAGUUCAGACAAAAUCUACCUUUGUUGUUCAUUAUGAAAUAAGAUAUGAGAGGAGUAUGAACUUGGGAUUUAAAUAUCAUCAGAAUCAAAUUGUAUAAUCUUUAAUGAAAUGUUUACAGUGAUGCACUGUUUCAGAUUUAAUUGAUCUAUUUUAGCUGAAUUGUUAUAUUUAAGUGAUGUAUAAAAGGGUCUAGUUAAUAAUAUUGGCUGCAGAUAAAAGUUGUGUAAUUGUUGAUUUUUCAAGAGUUUUAUGAGUCCUGAUCUGCUGCUUAACUCCAAAUCCCCCCUUUAGCUGGAGGCUGAUCUGCUGACUCCACCUGAAGGAGUGUGUUGUUGUGUUGAUUCACCAGAGUCACAUGUUCCUCCACCUUUCUGUUAGUGAUAGUUGAAGGGAAGCGCCGCCGAUUUCAGGAAUUCAAAACCUCUCAUUGUUUAUUUUCGAGAUGAUCUUUCCAGGAACUCAUAAUUCUUUACAAAGGAACUAAAAACGUUGUCAUUCCCCUUUAAUAAGGGGUAAAAAGAUGUGAAAUCAACCUCAGAAACGUGUCGAUGUUCAAAAUGUUUUCGAUAAUCAUUCCAUUGCACAGAGUUUACUUUGCAUUGAUAUGCAAUCUUUUAAUUUUGUGGGGAAAUUUUGUUUUAAUGUGUUAAUAUAUGUUGUUUAGAAAAAUAAAAGAUUUUAGAAAAUGUAAAUAUUCCAUUGGGGCAAAUGAGCCGUUCUACAUUUAUAUGAAAAUCCUCUGAGCUUCUGGACUCAAAUGAUGUUAAUGAGCUGCAGACUUUUUAAUAAACUAUAUUUGUUACACUUCUAUUGUGAAUAAAACCAAUCUUUUAUUAA
Molecule: messenger RNA, 7584 nt
Organism: Salarias fasciatus (jewelled blenny)
Lineage: Eukaryota; Metazoa; Chordata; Actinopteri; Blenniiformes; Blenniidae
Gene: man1a1
Product: mannosidase, alpha, class 1A, member 1
Biological process (GO): carbohydrate metabolic process; mannose trimming involved in glycoprotein ERAD pathway
Cellular component (GO): endoplasmic reticulum; extracellular exosome; Golgi membrane
Molecular function (GO): calcium ion binding; mannosyl-oligosaccharide 1,2-alpha-mannosidase activity
Source: RefSeq, a predicted model, not a curated record